AUGCAAGGGAACCACGGACAGUCCUUGACGCAGUCCGGACUUCGUCCCGCAGCCAUCUCCGGCCCUCCGCAAGGCCAGCAACACUCACAUAUCCCACAGCCAGGAGGCAGCGCACCCAAUGCAUUGUCUGCCUCGCAGCAGGCCCACGCUUGGGACCUGUACGCGGAAGCCACGAGCAAGGCACGUCAGGGCGGUUACCAGGUCCAUCGGGCUCCUCAGGACACCGCGCACCAGCUCAGAGCGUUCAGCACGCGCCUCACGGCUACACUCACCGCGAAUCUCCAGCCGGACCCGGCCCUGCGCGGCCUGCGUCUCUGUCCCACCCACAACACGCUCCCUAUCCUCCGCCGCAAUACCACUCUAACCACUACGGGCAACUGA
Messenger RNA from Dichomitus squalens LYAD-421 SS1, 381 nucleotides. RefSeq lists its product as uncharacterized. The record is from RefSeq and is a predicted model, not a curated record. The coding region runs from base 1 to 381 and encodes 126 amino acids. The transcript has 3 exons. Lineage: Eukaryota; Fungi; Basidiomycota; Agaricomycetes; Polyporales; Polyporaceae.